This is a messenger RNA of Trypanosoma cruzi, 1632 nucleotides long. RefSeq names its product surface protease GP63, putative. Gene Ontology annotation, molecular function: metalloendopeptidase activity. The record is from RefSeq and is a predicted model, not a curated record. Gene Ontology annotation, cellular component: cytoplasm; membrane. Gene Ontology annotation, biological process: cell adhesion; proteolysis. NCBI's taxonomy places the organism in Eukaryota, Euglenozoa, Kinetoplastea, Trypanosomatida, Trypanosomatidae. The transcript has a single exon. The coding region runs from base 1 to 1632 and encodes 543 amino acids.
AUGCGUCACACUAUGCUAUUGCUGGUGCUGCUGCUCUGCUGCGUCUCUGGUUUUGUUGCCGUCGCAGAGCAUCACUGCAUCUCCGAAGAAAUUGAAAAAAAGGUUGGCCCCCGGACGACAGCAGUGGUGCUAGAGCUGCCAACUCGGGGAGGUGGCAUGAUGCGGGCGCUGACUGCCUCGGCUCCCGAAUGGGCGCCCAUCCGCUUUCAAGUCUUCACGGAGGAUCUGAAGGAUCCCUCAAAAUACUGCACCGCUGAGGGGCAGAUUCGUCCGGACUUUACUGGGGGAACUGUUGAGUGUAAUAAAAGGGAUAUUUUGACGAAGGAAAAAAAGUCCAUCAUAUUGAAAUCCCUUGUUCCCCGAGCACUUAAAAUUCACACGGAUCGUCUCCUUGUUGAACCUCUCACGGGCUACCUUAUUGUACCAGAGUUCUUGUCAGGUACAUGCGCCGAGUUUACAAUACCCAGCUCCCACCACACAGUGGGUGUUUUUGGUGCGGACAUGCUAUUGUAUGUCUCCGCUGGCUCGACAAAAGGUUCCUCUCUUGCGUGGGCUACUUCAUGCUCUCGCUUAGCCGACGGGCGUCCCGUUGCCGGAGUGGUGAAUUAUGACCCGAGCUUUGUCACUGAUUCGGAGUACAGUGUUCGUGUUUCAGCGCAUGAGAUUGCACAUGCUCUUGGGUUUAUUGUGAGGAUAAUGAAGGAACGCAAUAUGUUGAAAGAGGUUGAGGGUGUACGUGGCAAAGCAAAGGUGCUUCAGGUAUCGUCACCCAAGACGGUGGAGAAGACUCGUGAGCACUUCAACUGCAUGAGUGCUACCGGCAUGGAGCUGGAGGACGAGGGUGGGAACGGAACAGCAUCGUCGCAUUGGAAGAGACGCAACGCAAAGGACGAGCUGAUGGCUGGUGUUUCCGGAAUCGGCUACUACACGGCGUUGACAAUGGCUGCUUUUGAGGACACCGAUUUUUAUAGGGCAAAUUGGGGAAAGGAGGAACCGAUGUCAUGGGGCAACAACUCCGGCUGCGCGCUGCUGACGGAGAAAUGCGUGAUAAAUGGCGUCACCAAGUAUCCAGAGAUGUUUUGCACCGCUGAAAGCCGCCUUUUUUCAUGCACGUCUGAUCGCCUGGGGCUGGGGCACUGUACAAUCCAUCUCUACGACGCUCCCCUUCCCCCACAAUUUCAGUACUUUUCGAAUCCCAAACUUGGCGGUUUGCCCAACACCUUAAUGGACUUCUGCCCUUACAUUGAAUUGCAUGAAAUCACUAAGUGCAGUAAUGGGAAUAAGGCCCUCAUGCGUGGGAGCCGCGUUGGCCCGACGUCAAAGUGCUUGAAAGGGGAUGGACUUGCUGAUUCAGAGGGUUUUAUUGGUGACGUGUGCGCUGAGGUGUCGUGUGACAAGGGCGAGGUGAACGUGCGGUACCUUGGACACGGUAAGUGGCACAAAUGCCCGGAGGGCAGCAGUAUUACACCAACUGGGCUGUUCAUGCAAGGGAGGAUUUUGUGUCCAAAGUACGACGAUGUAUGUAUUGUCAUCGAUGCAUGCAGGGGAGGCGGAGGCGUGAGCAGUUUGCUGUCAGCUUUUCCAUCGAUUCCAUUGAUUUUACUGGUCCUUAUUUUUAUGUCAAUGUGUUAA